Molecule: messenger RNA, 219 nt
Organism: Pochonia chlamydosporia 170
Lineage: Eukaryota; Fungi; Ascomycota; Sordariomycetes; Hypocreales; Clavicipitaceae
Exons: 2
Coding region: 1-219 (72 amino acids)
Source: RefSeq, a predicted model, not a curated record
AUGUCGUCAAAGCCACAAGAAUUAAGUCGUCAUCCCGAUAAGUCGAUCUCGGGGCGGGGAUCUAGUCGGCUUCUCACAGGUCGUAUAGAUGUGCACGUUGCCGCAGGCAAAAGACCAAAUGUUCUGGCGGCCGACCUUGCGCGGCCUGCCAUAAGCGGAGCUUAUCAUGCCAGUAUGAUGAGCACGAUCAAAAUGUCCUGGUCAACCGAGAGUCCGUGA